Salvia hispanica is the source of this 767-nucleotide messenger RNA. RefSeq names its product nuclear transcription factor Y subunit B-5-like. NCBI's taxonomy places the organism in Eukaryota, Viridiplantae, Streptophyta, Magnoliopsida, Lamiales, Lamiaceae. Gene Ontology annotation, biological process: regulation of transcription by RNA polymerase II. The record is from RefSeq and is a predicted model, not a curated record. Gene Ontology annotation, molecular function: RNA polymerase II cis-regulatory region sequence-specific DNA binding; DNA-binding transcription activator activity, RNA polymerase II-specific; protein heterodimerization activity. Gene Ontology annotation, cellular component: CCAAT-binding factor complex.
AGAACAUACUAUAAGGUUAGGAGUCCAAGUUAGGUUAAUGUGACACUUAUGAAAUGAAUAAUUAGGUAGCUAGGUUUCCUGUACUAGUAUUUGGCAUAAAUUGUUAGUGGUAGUGGUAUGCAUAAAUUCAAAAGGAAUAUAGGUUGAAGAUUUAUGUAGUGUAUUAAAUUUUGGGUAGCAGUAUGAAGAAAGGGCAGUUGAUGAGAGAGUGAAAUUAAUAAAUGGCAGAAGAGAACGAUAGAUUGCUUCCGGUAGCGAACGUGUGGAGGAUGAUGAAGAAGAUCCUACCCCCAAACGCCAAGAUCUCUAAAGAAGCCAAAGAAACAAUGCAAGAAUGUGCAUCGGAGUUCAUAUGCUUUGUCACCGGUGAGGCAUCGGACCGGUGCCACAAGGAGAACCGCAAGACGGUGAAUGGAGACGAGAUCUGCUGGGCCCUCAGCUCCCUCGGAUUCGAUAACUACUCGGAUACUAUGCUCACCUACUUGCACAGACUCAGGGAGAUUGAGGCACAGAGGGCUAAGCAACAAAACUAAUUAAGAGGAUGUGCACCCACUGAAGUAGACACUAGUUCAUCAUUCCAUUUUCAAGAGAGGAGAUCUUCUUCUUCAGCUAAAGCAUGGCCUCUAUUUUCAGGAAAAACAGGUACUUCUUCUCAUCUAAUUUAGCUAGCGCUAAAUUCUCAACUAUCCAAUAAGUUUGUAAGAUAAACUUGUUUUUCCUAUAUUUUAGCCACUUUGUUUAUAAUCUUGAAAUUUGACUUGUUUUUA